Molecule: messenger RNA, 603 nt
Organism: Penicillium canariense
Lineage: Eukaryota; Fungi; Ascomycota; Eurotiomycetes; Eurotiales; Aspergillaceae
Product: 40S ribosomal protein eS7
Exons: 3
Coding region: 1-603 (200 amino acids)
Biological process (GO): ribosomal small subunit biogenesis; translation; rRNA processing
Cellular component (GO): cytosolic small ribosomal subunit; 90S preribosome; ribosome
Molecular function (GO): structural constituent of ribosome
Source: RefSeq, a predicted model, not a curated record
AUGGCUGCCAUCAACAAGAUUGCCACCAACUCGCCCUCUCGGCAGAACCCCUCCGAGCUGGAGACCGCCGUCGCCGGUGCUCUGUUCGACCUCGAGAGCAACACUCAGGACCUGAAGGCCUCCCUUCGCCCCCUGCAGUUCGUCUCUGCCCGUGAGGUCGAGGUCGGCCACGGCAAGAAGGCUAUCGUUGUCUUCGUCCCCGUCCCUCUCCUGCAGGGCUUCCACAAGAUCCAGCAGCGCCUCACCCGCGAGCUGGAGAAGAAGUUCUCUGACCGCCACGUCCUCUUCGUUGCUCAGCGCCGCAUUCUGUCCCGCCCCAAGCGCUCCGUCAACUCCCGCACCAACCAGACCCAGAAGCGCCCCCGUUCCCGCACUCUGACCGCUGUCCACGACAACAUCCUCGCUGACCUGGUCUACCCCGUUGAGAUUGUCGGCAAGCGCAUCCGCACCAAGGAGGACGGCAGCAAGACCCUGAAGGUUGUCCUGGACGAGAAGGAGAAGGGCGGUGUCGACCACCGUCUCGAUGCCUACGGCGAGGUCUACCGUCGGUUGACCGGCCGUGCUGUCGUGUUCGAGUUCCCCCAGAGCGGCGCCGAGUACUAA